Messenger RNA from Lecanosticta acicola, 1343 nucleotides. Lineage: Eukaryota; Fungi; Ascomycota; Dothideomycetes; Mycosphaerellales; Mycosphaerellaceae. The record is from the annotation of a GenBank genome assembly.
AUGUUCACCCAGGCGGCGUCGUCGGCCUUGGCCAUCGGCCUCUUCGCCCUUCGCGCAUCCGCAGGCGCGGCCGACGCCAGCUGGCCGCAGUGCUCGUCCUAUGGUGUUGACUUCCAAUCUGGCGGUACCUAUUUCCAGAACAUCUCCUCCGCCGACGACUUCACCUUCACAUCCAUGUUCGAGAGUAAGCACAUCCUGCCCUAUCCUGUCCUGCCCUGCAAGCACUAACAUCUCCCAUAGACUGCCAGGACGACAGUGCAUCGAACAUUUUGGUCGACCCCAACGGAGACGAAUAUGAGUGCAGUGGUGUUCCUCUCCAGCCUGACGACACGAAUGAGGUCUCGACGUGCCCGCUACAGAAGGACCAGAUGUGGAGCGGAGACUGGUCGGUGUUGAUCCUCUCGAACAACGGUGACGCCGAGCCUAUCGCGUACGAGCGUGACUUCAGUCUGAUUGUUGGAACUCCCACGACAAUCACCUACACCCCAACCAUCACCGCGACCAUCACCUCUACACCUCUGACGACCUCUACUCUGCUGAGCACAACGACAAGCACGUCCACCGUUACCGUCUCGAUCACCCGUCCCGCCCAGACCAGGAAGCCCACCACCACAAUCACCCCAUCCGCGGUGACUUCUACCAAGGUGUGGACGGUUGGAUGGAUCAAGACGACUGCGUUCGUUGUCAGCCCCGUCGUCCAGACAAGCACCAUCCCCCAGACUUGCUCCUUCUCCACGCAGCCGACUGCCGAUCCCACUCUCACCUGGAGGCCAUCUCUCCUCCCAGCAUCGCUGGCCCACUCCUUCACCGCGGACUCGGCCUCGGCCUCGGCCUCUCCCUCUCCCUCUGCUUCGGCCACUUGGACUUCGGCCGCCGCCUCGACCACCGAGCGAGCUUCCCGUCGUUGCGACAACCCCGUGAUGCGCCGCGUCCCCGCCGACCGCACCCGGCGCAUCGCCGAGCGCAAGGCCCGCCUGGCAGAGGCCGGCCUGGAGAAGCGCGGCCUGGACGCCGCCACCACGACCGUCACCGACACCAACACGGCCGACUACGUCACCAGCACCUCCACCAUCACCGCGCCCGUCAGCACCGUCUCCGUCACCUCGGUCGUCACGUCCACCACCACCCUGACCUCCACCACCACCAUUUUGGCCGGCACCACCACCCUCGCGCCCAGCUUCGUCACCCUCCCCACCCCGACCAAGACCUCCCUCCGCCUCACCGUCGUCACCCAGACCGUCGCCACCGUCACCAAGCGCCCCAACUACACCAUCUGCCAGCACACCGCCCCGGCCGCCUCCACGUCGGUCUGCACCGUCAAGGGUGGCCGUAUGGUCGAUUAA